Pipistrellus nathusii (Nathusius's pipistrelle) is the source of this 2511-nucleotide messenger RNA. Lineage: Eukaryota; Metazoa; Chordata; Mammalia; Chiroptera; Vespertilionidae. The record is from the annotation of a GenBank genome assembly.
AUGGCAGCAGUGAAAACCCCCAGCCAAGAACUACAGAAUGCAGAGGAGCCGCUCAGUGACAUUUCGCCCCUCCUGUUGAAGAGCCUCGUGGAGGAGCCCAAGAGGAGGAGAGACGUGCCCAACCACCUGCUGCAAUCCAAGGUCUAUGAAAACAUUCUGAGUAAUAAGGUUGUGCAAGCAAAGCCUGGCAUACUGCAUUUUGGAGGCUACCAAAUAGGAAAGCAACACCAGCAGAUUGUGCAACUGAUCAAUAUUUCCAAUGAGGACAUACAUGUUCAUAUUUUACCCCCACAAACCAAAUACUUUCAGAUCAAGUAUAUGAAGAAGGAGCACCGCCUUGUCCCUGGCUUGUCCCUCUCCAUCACCAUCACGUUUUCUCCAGAUGAGUGGCGAUACUAUUACGAUUGCAUCCGUGUUCACUGUAAGGGUGAUGACACUUUGCUUAUUCCCGUCCAUGCCUAUCCUGUCAUGAACACACUGGAUUUUCCCUCAUAUAUAAACCUAUCAAAUGUUCUACUUGGUGAAAGCAAAAGAUACGUUAUUCCUUUGCAGUGCAGCUGCCCUGUAGAUUUUGAGUUCCGGAUAGAUAUGAUUCGGUCUCAUCCGGCCUUUACGAUUGAGCCAAUGUCAGGGAUAAUCCCAGCUAAUGGGAAGACGAACGUGACUGUCAAGUUUACGCCCUUUCAGUACGGCAUGGCACAAGUAAGAAUGCAGUUGAGGAUUUCCCAGUUCAACUCUGAGCCCUACGAGUGUGUCUUCACCGGAACUUGCUAUCCCAACAUGGCUUUAAAAUUAGAAGAAUUUGAAAGAUUAAAUAUUCUUUCUAAGAAAAUAGACGUUCCUGCAGAGAAGUCAAUGACACGGAUAAAUUUUCACCGACAGCCAGCGAAGAUAAAACCUCCAAAGGUUAAGGAAAUUGAAUAUCAUAACUUGAGAUUUCCAGUAGAUUUAUCAAAUCCAUUUGCUGUGGCAACUGUUUUAAACCAAGAACCAGGAAAACUGAAAAUUAAAGAAUUAAGAGAAGUUUUGGACCAAGGCAAUGAGGUUUCAAAAACAAGACAGAUGAAGGAAGCACUUUUUGAACAGAAAGUCAGACAGGACACUCAUGAAGAGAUUGAAAAUCAUCUUAAAUGGCAGGUGCACCUUGGUAAAGAUCACAUGGCUUUUAAAUUUAUAAAAGACCUUGCUGAUGAGCAGCAAAGAACAAACGAAAAAUACAAGCAAGAUAGAGGAGAUCCUGUCUUGGAAGAGGAAUUUCAGCGACUGAAGACGGAGAUUAACCAGAAGCGGGUUGUUCACAAUCUGGAUGAAAAAAUCAAGGAUUUUGAACCAGAUUUUGAUCCACUUAUCAAUAAUACUUGGGUCAGCAGGUUCAGGGCACAGAGACGGUUUCAGCAAGCAGCACGCAAGAUCAUGGUUCACCGACGAUUACUUAACAUGCUGGACAUCAUGCGUACCAUGGAUAGAGAGACCUUACUGAAGAGGUUCAGGCAUAACAGACAGUCCAUAGCACAUGACAAGACUGUCUCCAAAUUCUUUCUGCUGUCCAGUCAAGACAAUCAUCUCAGCCCAGUCUCUGUGUCACCCAAGCACGUGCUGCCCUUCGCCUUCCCCUCCUACAGUCCUCCCCAGGGCUUCGAUGAGCUGGAUCCUCUCGGCCUUGGACCUGUCCCAAUUAAACCUUUAGACGUCCAAGUCAAGCACCAUCAUUCCUUCUUCAACCUGCAGGUUCCUCAAAUGUACAAAAUGAGGGGGUACCAGCCAUUCUCUGUCCAGAUGUCUUCAACAAGUUACAGGCCUCAAAAGCUUGCUCGGCCCCUGAAGCAAGGAGCUGAGGAUGAAGCCACCACUGUGAUAGCCCUGCCAAAGCAGGACGUCACCCCUCAGUCCCCUGGCAAGAUCUCCAUCUUGAACAUGAAACCACCCGAGGCCUUAGUUGCGUCUCCAGAUUACGACCCACUUUACAUCUUUAAUCCCAACCCAGGAUUGUUUGCUGUGAUGCACCCUCUGACCUACACAGAAACCUCGAUGGAUUACCAUCUGUGUACUCACCCCAAGUACAAGUACACCAAGGCGUCCCACGUUGGGUCCAGCAUUCCUGUCACCCAGAAACAGUUUCUCCAUCACACGGACAUUAUACCCGGAGUAAUGCACUGGAAGAAAUUCCAGCCCCAUGUCCUCUCAUCUCUGCCCGACACCUUCAAAACAGAGACAACAUCGAGCUGUGACUCCCUCAAUUCAGUCAUGCUUCCUAUAGAAGUCCCUGCGAUUCUCAGCGCCUUACCAGAAGAGGACAGACUGGAUACGGUGGAACGUGAACAGAAUAUGGAAAUUAUGUUGACUCCAGAAAUGAUCGAAGUGGAAUUCUCUAUGUUGGACCACAGGGACAGCAAAAAGGAGAAAGAGGUGAGAGACCAGGCACAACCAGCAGAGAAGACAGCAGAAAAAGUGCUGGAGGAGAUGAAAAAUGUGCGGGCCAAAGCUUUCAACCCGAACCUGAUUCUAGAAUGA